Manduca sexta (tobacco hornworm) is the source of this 2629-nucleotide messenger RNA. RefSeq names its product 1,2-dihydroxy-3-keto-5-methylthiopentene dioxygenase (gene Adi1). Gene Ontology annotation, molecular function: acireductone dioxygenase [iron(II)-requiring] activity. The transcript has 4 exons. The coding region runs from base 119 to 676 and encodes 185 amino acids. The record is from RefSeq and is a predicted model, not a curated record. NCBI's taxonomy places the organism in Eukaryota, Metazoa, Arthropoda, Insecta, Lepidoptera, Sphingidae.
CACUUGUCCAGUGCGACAUUUGACGUUUGACUUUUGAGUUUUCAUCAAAGUUUUGAUUGCUUUCGCAAUAGACUUCUAGAAAUAUUUUUAUUAUUAUAUAUAAAUUUAAAACAAGAAAAUGGUUCAAGCGUGGUACAUGGACAAUGAAACUACUGACCAACGAUUGGAACAUCAUAAAAAUCCACCGGAAUACAUUUCUCUUGAACAUUUGUUUGAAAAAACUGGUGUUGAAUAUUUCAAGUUGAAUGUAGACACAUAUGCAACAGACGGUGUUCUAUCCAAGCUGAAAAAGGAGCGAGGAUAUACUUACGAAGAUGAGAUGACCUGCUCCAAGGAGUGCCUUGCCAACUAUGAGGAGAAGAUCAAGUCCUUCUACACGGAGCAUCUACACACUGAUGAAGAAAUUAGAUUUGUUUUGGACGGGUCGGGGUACUUCGACGUGCGUGACGGCGCCGACCAGUGGAUCCGCAUCGCUGUGAGCGCGGGCGACAUGAUCGUCAUACCGAGCGGCAUAUACCACAGGUUCACGCUCGACACGAAUAACUACAUAAAAGCGAAGAGGUUCUUCAUCGGCGAGCCGGUGUGGCAGCCCUACAACCGGCCAGCUGACGACAUGGAAUGCCGCAAGGAGUAUGUGCACAAACUACACCAGGGCUUCGCUCAGGCAGCUUCGUAAAUACCAUGUCAAUCAGAAAUGAACAUAUAGUUAAAGUGGUUAAUUUUAUGUAUUUAUCAACAGUUAUAGUAUACUGUAGGCAGCGCAGUUACAGCCCAUUAAAAAAUAUAUUGUACUAGUAGGCCUGAUAGUCAUUUUCAAAUUAUCACACUUGUAUAAAACAAAAUGUGACCACAUUUGGGUUUCAAUAACAGCGCCACUUAUGGGGUCCAAACUUCUAUGAUUCUUGCAAGAACUGAUUAGACUUUCAAAAAACGUCAUUGCAAUUGAUUAGGUGAUUUUAGAGAUUGACAAUUUUCACAAAUUUCCAAACAUUUGCCUUUUCCUAUUGAUUUUUCACAAUUCUUGGAUAUAAACCAUGUCCAGAUAAUUAGAAACAAAAAAAGCAAAUCAGUCAAGUCAGUCGAGUCUUGCUCAAGUGAUGCUCUUAUAUACAUUUGACCACUGUUUUUUUUGUAUAGACAUUUUAUCUUAGAAAAGCAGUUGCAAUAUUUGAUAUAAUAUGUAUUUAAUAUUUAUCCCUAGGGUCGGUUAGGUAGGUAGGGUAUAAUAAUGAUUUAUAUAACUAAUGUAAUUCAUUGGAAACUACAUCAAAUGUCUUGGUGUGACAAAGGUUUUGAAGCAAAUAUAUAAAAGUGCCCAAUACUAAAGUAAAAUGUGAUAAUGUAUAAGAUGUUUAUAUUUCUAGUGUAGUGCCGUUGUUAAUCUGUUAUUAGCUUAAGAAUAAAGCGUUUUUCCAAGAAAUUAAAAAAUAUUUGAUUCAAUUUUCUCAUUCAGAAUGAGUAGACUUUUUUUUUUUAUUCAAUGCCCUUAAGUAGUGCGGCUAAAAGCUAAUUAACGUAAGUUAUAAAUCACUGCAAAUUUUCUGGUAAUAUGUAAAUCCAAACAUUGAAGAUGCAACAUCAUGAUUUGCAGGGAGUUAUAAUUAUGAUUUGUCUAUUUUCUUCUUCCUUCGUCUUUUGGCUUUCACAGUUUAUCUGUGAUUUCAGGUUAGUAUUUUAUUUUAUUCUAUAAACAGAAUUUUAAACAGUUUCAUACUAAUUUUAAAACACACUUGGAAUAAUAAGUUUGCUCAAUUAUAUUUAUUUUCCAUCAAAUUCUAUUUUCAAUAAAACAGUUUACACUAAAGGCAACUAGUAUGAAAUAUACUUUUUCACAGAUUUUUUAUUUUGAUAAAGCAGCUUACAGGUUACAAUGGUCUGUAUUUAUAUUACUCAUAUUUUUUAACAAGUUUAUCAAAAGAUUUCUUCAUUUAAAAUCUAAAAUAGAAAGCACUAUCAAAAUCCGGUGAAAAAUGGUCUUGAACGUUAAAAAACGAUGGAAGGGCUAAAUGUCAAAAAACGAAAUAGAGACGCAAUAAUACCUUUGUGACGUCAUGAGGAAUUACAAUACACAAGACAGAAGGAGAUGAAACUAUUACCCCACUGCGCGCCCAUUCUUGCACAUUGCAAUAUUUGAAAUAAGAAUUACUGCUACAUUUUUAAUCAAUUUUAUUGCGCGUUUCACAAAAUAGUUUUGCUUUCUUACUAUUUGCAAUUACGUAUAGAAUAAUUGUGAAAAUCGUGAAAGUAAAAUAUCCCAUUACAAAGAUUUAUAUAGCGAUAAGUAUUUCUAUAACACGUUAAAUUGUAGAACAGUCAAGUAAAGUUUUAUUUUUCAUUUGCGUUCUAUAAUUAUCGUAGUCAAAUUUCUAAACACGAAAUCCCGAUCCAAUUUCGACUAAAAAGAAUUAUAUUUGAUAAUAUGGAAACACUAUGACAUAAGUAACUUUUUUAUAUUUCCAUAAAUACUCAUUUCACAUUGACCAUUUAUUUUUAAAGCGAAUAUUGAUCCCCUAAUGUUAAUGAAAUCGAAAUCUAAAAUCUAUUUUUUUAUUAUAAAGUGAUUUAAUCUUUAUAUUAUACAAUAUGUUAUCUUUUUAUGUAUAUGUUGAAUAAAAAUAUAUGGUUUACA